Molecule: messenger RNA, 1598 nt
Organism: Ochotona curzoniae (black-lipped pika)
Lineage: Eukaryota; Metazoa; Chordata; Mammalia; Lagomorpha; Ochotonidae
Gene: INPP1
Product: inositol polyphosphate-1-phosphatase
Exons: 6
Coding region: 232-1422 (396 amino acids)
Biological process (GO): phosphatidylinositol phosphate biosynthetic process
Molecular function (GO): inositol-1,4-bisphosphate 1-phosphatase activity
Source: RefSeq, a predicted model, not a curated record
CGAGGGAGAGCUGCAGCCUCCUCCUCCUCCUCCUCCCCGGCACUGCAUCCCCAGCGCAGGGCUGCCGCUGUCCCCCUUGGAUGAGUCCCUUCCUCGCGGGGCCUGAGUCCCCGGCUGCCUGAGCAGCGCGCGCGCCAUCGCCUCUCCGUGCGCCAGUACUUUUCCAGCUGACAUCCCCGGGGGUGAGUGCUGUUUCCACUAGCAGUUGCAACUGAAAAGCACGGUUGAGAGAUGUCGGAGAUCCUUCAUGAGUUGCUCCGUGUCUCCGAGAAGGCAGCCAACAUCGCCCGGGCAUGCAGGCAGCAGGAAGCCCUGUUUCAGCUGCUGAUCGAGGAAAAGAAAGAGGGCGAGAGGAACAAGAAGUUCACUGUGGACUUCAAGACCCUCGCUGAUGUACUGGUACAGGAAGUUAUCAAGCAGAAUAUGGAGAACAAGUUUCCAGGAUUGGAAAAAAAUAUUUUUGGAGAAGAAUCCAACGAGUUUACUAAUGAUUUGGGGGAAAAGAUUAUCGUGAGGCUGUGUUCCACCAAGGAAGAGACGGCAGAGCUGCUUAGCAAGGUGCUGAAUGGUAACCGCCUGGCAUCUGAAGCAUUAGCCAAAGUUGUUCAUCAGGAUGUGGCCUUUUCUGAUCCAACUCUGGAUUCAACAGAAAUCAGCAUUCCACAGGACACUUUGGGGAUCUGGGUAGAUCCCAUAGAUUCCACUUAUCAGUAUAUUAAAGGUUCUACUGACAUCCAACCCAAUCAAGGCAUCUUUCCCUCUGGCCUUCAAUGCGUCACUAUUUUAAUCGGUGUCUAUGACAAACAGACAGGGGUGCCUGUGAUGGGAGUCAUCAACCAGCCUUUUGUGUCCCAAGACCCAAAUACUCUCAGGUGGAAAGGACGGUGCCACUGGGGCCUUUCUUAUAUGGGGACCAACAUCCAUUCCCUCCAGCCUGACAUCUCUAAAGGAAACAGCCAGGACACACAGGAGGACAGCAGCAGCUCCGAGGCGGGCAUCUCCCGCCCCUUCUCAGCCAUCAUCAGCACCAGUGAGAAGGAGAGCGUCAAGGCAGCACUGGCCCGCGUGUGUGGGAGCAGCAUCUUCCGAGCCGCCGGAGCGGGUUACAAGAGCCUGUGUGUCGUCCAAGGCCUGGCUGACGUUUACAUCUUCUCAGAGGACACCACGUUCAAGUGGGACUCCUGUGCGGCCCAUGCCAUACUGAGGGCCAUGGGCGGAGGAAUGGUAGACUUGAAAGAAUGCCUAGAAAGAAAUCCAGAAACAGGGCUAGAUUUGCCACAACUGCUGUACCACAUGGAAAAUGAAGGUGCCACUGGGGUGGAUCGCUGGGCCAACCGGGGAGGACUGAUCGCGUACAGAUGCAGGAAGCGACUGGAGGCUUUCCUCAGCCUCCUCGUCCCUAACCUGAAGACACAGAUGUAGCCGGAUGCUGACCUCAGCAUCCACUGCAUCUUGAAUUGGGAAGCCGGUGCCUGCAUCUCCAUCUCUUUAAGACAACUCUGCCCUAUUGCUCGUUGACAUCACCUCUCUCAAGGAGCAUUUUCCCGUUUUAUGUUCAUAUAAAUUUAAUUUCAAUAAAUGACUUUCUGGCAGCAAUA